AUGGUUGGUAAAGAGCAUAUUCAGUCCAUCGAGGACCAGUUGAAGAAUUUCCAGGCUCUUGAGCACCGUCUUAAAAGUCUCGAGGCGCAGCUUGAACGACAGCAGCAGCAGCAGGGAACUGAACACAUCCCACAGCAAGCAUCUGGGCAGACAGAUAUAACUCCUCUGACAAAUCGUAACCUCAACGAUGUCUUUGAUGGCCCUGAGCAUAUCGACGCCCACAGUACUGACCCUCAACUAACGUCUCCAAGUGACGCUCCUACGACUAGCCUCACGGAAUCCAAAGAUCCUACGGAUGGCAUGGGGCAUUUCUUAUUUGCGGAUGAGGAAAACCGAGCAUCCUUUGGUAAGCCCUCAUACGACCUAUCAUACACUGAUGCAAAGAAACAACUGACGAGUCACAUAGGGCCAUCAUCUAGUAUUGCCUUCACGUCUGAUCUUUCACACACAUUGUGGAGCUUAUCACAAAAUCGUGGAUCAUUCGUCCCCAGCCAGGGAAAUUUGACAUUUUCAGAGUUCCACAUUGCCAGGGUCUCACGGCACUCUUCCCCAGCCCCGGAACCUGAUCAUGCCUUUCCGUCGAUAUAUUACUUGCCCGCAGACGGAGUGAUUACAGCGUUGAUCGACAACUACUUCUCAGAUACCGGCCUUCUCUUUCCCUAUCUUCACGAAGAAAGCUUUAGGAACACAUACGCACAGCUGAAAAGCAAUGCGGUGGCAAUUUCUCGCACAUGGCUUGGCCUUCUAAACAUGGUUCUAGCUAUCGCUACGCACGCCUCGACGUCUCCUAUUUCAGACGCGGAGAUACGUAGCGAGAAGGCUGGUCAAUUUUACCGCCGGGCGAAUAGUCUAUGCAAUGACCAUGUGAUGAACGGAGCGAGUUUAGAAAUAGUUCAAUACUUGCUUCUGGUGAGCCAAUAUCGACAGGGCACAAAGUCCUCGGCUCAAACCUGGGCAACACAUGGUUUGGCUGUCAAGGUCGCUCUGCAGCUUGGGCUUCAUUCCUCCGAGGCAUUAAAGAAAUUCCCACCAUUAGAACGUGAGAUUCGCAAGAGAACAUGGUUCGGAUGCAUUGUUCUUGAUAGAACCCUUAGUAUGACACUUGGAAGACCAGCGUCCAUACCAGAGUCGUAUUCCCGCCUCGAGCUUCCUAGUUACUAUGAUGGCAUUGACCCCUGGCCGCGGCAGCCGUGGCAACUGCAGCGGUGCCGACAUAGCACUGACUUUUUCUGUGCUACAAUACGACUAUACGCUAUUAUUGGUGAUACUAUUGAUUUGUUGUAUGGCUCUAAUCUGGGCUGUGGAGAUGAGCUUACUGACUAUGAGCUGGUGAUACGCACUCUCAAACUAAGACAUCGCAUCAAUGAAUGGAACAAACAGCUCCCACCGCACAUGCCCAUCAUCAAGGCAGAAGAGCACCGAGGACAUCUAGGCUCGGACCCACUACUCGAUCGCCUCCGAACCAUUCUCGCACUUCGAUACCAUAAUCUCCGGAUCUUGAUCCAUCGCGCGGUGUUAGUCCGUUUGCUGAAAAUCAUCAAUAACUCUCAGACUGGUAGUAUGCCGACUUUGGGAACAAGUGAACUGAAAGAUGUCGUGGGAAGCACAGUGGAAAACUGCAUCGAUUCGAGCAGUGAAAUUAUCAACAUACUCCAUGCAGCUGAGCAAGGAAAUGGGGAACGCCGUGUCAUGCUUGGUGCCUGGUGGUUCACCUUAUAUUAUGGUUUGAAAUCCCGAUCUCUUCCUUGGAUGGAAUAUGUUGCUCACGUAUUCUGGAUGACAGCUUUCGAUGCCGCGCUUGUAUUAUUCACGAUCCUGUUGCUUUUACGAAGAACCGCCUACGUUGCUUUGCCAACUCGUUGCACGCCGGAAUCGGUAAAAGAGCUAUUUACAAAGUGUAUAGAAGCUUUGGGGCUCUUGGACAAAGGCAACACCACCGUGAAGCGGUGCUUGCAGUGUUUACAAAAAUUGACGGAAGUGAUUAAAUGGAUUGAAUCAAAUCAUCCGCAAGAGCCUGUCGUGGUUAAUGUAGAACUGAAUGAGAAUUCACACACUGGUACUCUAUCUGAUCCAUUCAGGGCUUUUUCACCCCUUGGAAGUUUCGAUGGUUUCUUGCACCAGGACCUAUCACUGUUCAACUUUGAUUUCAUGACAAACGACAGGAUGGGAUUCCCAGAUGAGUUUGGACAGAGUCGGUCGUUAUGA
Molecule: messenger RNA, 2205 nt
Organism: Clonostachys rhizophaga
Lineage: Eukaryota; Fungi; Ascomycota; Sordariomycetes; Hypocreales; Bionectriaceae
Source: the annotation of a GenBank genome assembly